Messenger RNA from Trichomonas vaginalis G3, 1008 nucleotides. RefSeq names its product phage tail repeat-like family. The transcript has a single exon. The record is from RefSeq and is a predicted model, not a curated record. The coding region runs from base 1 to 1008 and encodes 335 amino acids. NCBI's taxonomy places the organism in Eukaryota, Parabasalia, Trichomonadida, Trichomonadidae.
AUGAUUAAACAACAGCAACUUAAGGCGCAAAGCGCCCAGGUCCUUCAGACCAUUACAUACGCCAUAUAUGCAUAUAAUUCAAAGACGGCAGAACAAACGCAAAGGUUGAAAUAUGGAGAUUUGGAGAUAGUAUUGAAAAAUGAGCAUUUCGAAUUCGUUUGCAAAGGUGGUGCAGUGAUAUCAAAUAUAAAAGAAAUUUUAUUUAUGAAUUCAAAAAUUAAAGGAAUAACGGAUGAUAUAACAUCAAUUCCACCAGAAGAACAGAGAUAUUACGCAUUAAAUGCAUUUCCUAAAGUUUUGAAGAUUGGAAGAUUUAAUUUAAAUGAGGAAUUCAUAGAAGGUUUCCUAAAUGACAUAAUGAAGAAGGCAAAUUUGGUUUAUGUUGAUGAAAAAGAUAAUGAAAUUAAAGAAAAGGUUGAAUGGUAUCAUGAAUGGACAUUGGAGACUUUUAAAGUUAAAGCUGAUACAGAAUGGGUUUCAGGAUGUUUAGACCUUAAAGCAGAUAAAACUUAUGUUGAUGAAAAUUAUGCAAAGAAGUCGGAAGUAAAUGAUGUGAUUACAAGCAUGAAAAAUGAAAUACUUCAAACAUUAUAUCCUGUUGGUUCUAUUUAUACGUCAAUGAACUCAACAAAUCCAGCAACAGUUUUAGGUUUUGGUAUGUGGAAGCAGAUUGUAGAUAAAUUCUUAUACUGUGCUAGAUAUUCAAAGCAAACAGGAGGUUCAAAGAAAAUUAAAGAAGCAAACCUUCCACCGCACACUCAUACAGGAACUACAAACUUUUCUGGCGACCAUAGACACUCAUUAAGAGACCACCCAUUAUACAACUCAGACUAUGAAGCUGGUUAUGAUGUUUUAUCUCCAGCUUAUAACGAUUCAACAAAAAAGACUUUUCGACAAACUGAACCAGGAGGAAAUCAUGUCCAUACUUUCACAACAAAUCCAACAGGCUUGGGUAAAGAUUACAUGCCACCAUUUGUGACUGUAUUUGCAUGGUACCGCAUUCAUUGA